Molecule: messenger RNA, 2120 nt
Organism: Sipha flava (yellow sugarcane aphid)
Lineage: Eukaryota; Metazoa; Arthropoda; Insecta; Hemiptera; Aphididae
Product: fatty acyl-CoA reductase wat-like
Exons: 9
Coding region: 141-1796 (551 amino acids)
Biological process (GO): long-chain fatty-acyl-CoA metabolic process
Cellular component (GO): peroxisome
Molecular function (GO): alcohol-forming very long-chain fatty acyl-CoA reductase (NADP+) activity
Source: RefSeq, a predicted model, not a curated record
UUCAGUUAUUGUGUGAGAGACUAGGUCUAUGGACUCAUGGUCAUUCUUUUCCAAUAGGUACUUCGUUAAAGUCGUUUAUUUCUAAACUCCUCUACACACAUUGUUGUUUUGAUAAGUAAUAUUAUUCAUAAUUGUUCAAUAUGGCACUCGAUUUGCAUCGGAAGUACAUCGAGAAAAAACAAGAGAGUGCUCCUUUGGUACCGAUUAAAGACAUUGUAAAUUCUAAAUACUACGUGGAUCCUCUGGAGCUUUUAGGUGAACGGAGUUUUAACGAACCACGGGAAAUUGAUGAGUCCGAAGUUGGGACUCCAAUACAAGAGUUUUUCCGUGAUGGGGUGAUAUUUUUGACCGGCGGCACAGGCUUUAUGGGCAAGGUUCUAUUAGAAAAGUUACUCAGAACGUGUCCUCAUAUCAAGCAUAUUUAUUUGUUGAUUCGAUCUAAAAAAGGCAAAAACGUUGAACAACGAAUGGAAGAUAUAUUCGAAGAUCGGCUUUUCAAACGAUUAAAAUAUGAAGUGCCUAAGUAUUAUCAUAAAGUUUCUGGGGUAGCAGGUGAUUGUAGUUUACCAGGUCUUGGGCUAAGUGUCAGCAGUCGUAAUACAUUGAUCAAUGAAGUGAACAUUAUAUUUCAUGGUGCUGCUACCGUCCGUUUUGAUGAACACAUUCGUGUAGCAAUGAAUAUAAACGUUUCAGGAACAAGAGAAUUAUUAAACCUGGCAAAGAAAAUAAGAAACUUGAAGGUAAUGGCACACGUAUCCACGGCGUACGCUAACUGUAAUCGAUCACAAGUCGAUGAACAAUUUUACGACCCUAUUUCUGACUACGAAGACAUUUUAAAGUUGGUAGCUUCUACCGACGAUCAAGCACUGCAAGAUAUGACUAAAAAACUUAUUGGAGAUUUACCAAACACUUACGCGUUUACGAAGUCCUUGGCAGAAGAUGCGAUCCGAAGAGAAGCACAAGACCUUCCAAUAUUGGUGUUCCGACCAACUGUUGUGAUUGCUACUUAUCGAGAACCAGUAAGAGGUUGGAUAGAUAAUGUAUAUGGUCCUACGGGCCUUGUAGUUGGAGCUGGUACUGGAGUCCUUCAUACAUACUUUGGUAAUACCAAUGUAGUUACUGACAUGAUCCCGGUUGACAUGGUUGUCAAUGCUCUUAUUAGUGCUACAAAAGAAACUGCCACAAAUAGAAAAGUAGACGAAAUACCGAUAUACACAUGUUCAAGCUCGAAACAAAAACCAGUUAAAUGGAAUGAGUUCAUAGAGAUGAACAGACGUCAUGGAAUUUAUUGGCCAACUAUUCGAGCAAUCUGGUAUUAUUCGUUUUGGGCUACCAACAAUCCAUUCCUUUACGCGUUAUUAAAUUUUUUAUGCCACAUCGUUCCUGGGUACAUACUGGACACAUUAGCUGUUCUGGCUGGACAAAAACCAAUAUUACUUAAAAUUUAUAAGAAGAUUGAUAAAGUACGAGAUAUAUUAGCAUAUUUCUCCGACAAAGAAUGGACGUUCACCAACCAUAGGUUAAUGGCGCUAUGGGAAACACUCAGUAGCCAAGAUAAAGAACUAUUUAACUUUGACAUAAAUCAACUGUCUUGGGAAUACUUUAGUCAAGCACAUUGUCUUGGUUUAAGAGUUUAUUUAGUUAAAGAUGACAUCCACACAUUGCCUGCAGCCAGGAAAAAAUGGGAAAAAUUAUACAUUGCACACAAUGCAUUGUUGCUAUUUGUAUAUGCCUUCUUGAUAUUCUGUGCAUGGAAUUUUAUCAGUUUGUUUCUCAAAUUAGCCGGGCUCAUUUAAAGAAUUUCUCGCUGCUCACAACAUGACUGAUUAUUGAAAUUAUUGUCAAAAUUUACUCUCUGAAUAUAUUAAUAGUUAUAAGAAUAUUUAAAAUUAUAUCAUGUCCUUUCGAGACAGAAAUUUUCUCGAAAGUAAUUCCUACACAGCUAUAUUAUCUACUUAUUUACUAAAUACAUAUAUUAAAAUAUUAUGAAUAAUAUACAUAGAUUUGAUAAUAAAAACUGUAAAGCUGAAAAAUAUCGUUUGAAAACUAGCCUACAGAUUGCCUAAAAUAUUUUCUUCUCAAAUUUUCUCAACCUUUCUCCAUCCGUUUAGUUAUCGUUU